Messenger RNA from Conger conger (European conger), 564 nucleotides. Its product is annotated as complement C1q tumor necrosis factor-related protein 3-like. The coding region runs from base 1 to 564 and encodes 187 amino acids. NCBI's taxonomy places the organism in Eukaryota, Metazoa, Chordata, Actinopteri, Anguilliformes, Congridae. Gene Ontology annotation, molecular function: protein binding. The transcript has 3 exons. The record is from RefSeq and is a predicted model, not a curated record.
AUGGUCAGCGCUGUGCUGUGGGUGCUGCUGUGGGUGCUGGGUGGGUCUGAGGCGCAGAGGAGUCUCCCCUCCUGCCAGCCGGAUAUCUACGCCCAGCUCAGGGAGCUGCGCACGCAGGUGGAGGCCGUCAGGAUCGAGUGUGGAGACGCCCCGGUCGUGGCCUUCACCGCCUCAUUGGUGGAUGCAGGACAUGGGCACUAUGGGCCUUUCAACACCAACGCUGUUUUGGUGUUAAGAAACGUCCUCACGAACAGAGGCAACGCCUACAGCCCAACCACAGGGCUGUUCUCGGCGCCCGUUGCCGGGCUGUACUUCUUCAGCUUCAGCAGCCUCUCCGCGGGGGCACAGCCGUGCGGCGUGGGCCUGUACAGGAACGCGGAGCGCGUGGCGACCGCAUGCGACCACUCCGCCCCGGCAACGGCCCACAGCGCCGGCAACGCCGCCGUCCUGUGGCUGAAGGCGGGCGACCGCGUCUCCCUGCAGCUCGGGGCCGGCGCCAUGGCCAUCGACGACAGCAGCCUCCGCCAAACCACCUUCACCGGCUUCCUGGUCUCCCUCACCUGA